AUGCCGAAGGGAGGAGCUUCAUCUCUAACCCCAGUGUACGCUGGUCUUCGCGAAGAUCUUGAUUCUUUUCUGAAGGCGUACUUACAAGUGGAGUCGAUGAGGUUCUCCGACUAUAAGAAACUAUUUGAGCAUCAAGGAAUGAUUUAUCUUCUCAAUGGCAGAGAUAAUAGUGCCGAAAUCAUAGAGUUCAACGAAUGUUUGCUGGUACAUUGCCUACCAUACAUGGAAGAGUUUGUCUGUUCAGAUGUACCGCGGAGUUUGAAGGAGCGUCUAUUCGGUCUUUAUUCAUUGUACACAUUCUUCUAUGUCCAACCAGAAUGCCACGUCGUCAAAGUUCGAAUGGACCCGGAUACGUCGCGCAAUUUCAGAAGACUUGCAGAACUUCUUCUCAGAGAACGAAUUCUCGAUGCUUAUAUGAUUUGUUUGAAAUUGUUGGAAGACAAGGCGAUCAGACAUGUUGCUUUUAUUACCAUCCACGAUCCAGCACACUUCAAGAGAUUCAACACGGACGAUAAAGUAGCUAGAGUGAAAGUUCUGACAAAUUUAAAUGAUCCAAUGAGCAACAUCAAAGCACUGAUUGAGUCGGACACAUUCCAAAAACUAGGAUUAGUUCAUUCCAAGUACAUAAAUCUGAAGAAGCGCAUCGGGUUCACCGGCGGUCAGGUGACUGAUAUUGGCGAGAACGUGAGAGAGUCUAUGGAGCAACGUUUUGGUGAAAUGUCGAAUAAUUACUGUGGAGUGGAUGAAAUAAUAAGUACUGAUCACUCAUCUGAACAGUUUGCUUCCCGCGGAAUGCUUCGUUCUUCAACUAAGGAACAAGCCUAUUCAGCCGAGCUCAAACUCACUCGUUUCAGAAGACACCGCACAACUGCUCCACUUCAAAUUUCAACUGAUAGUUUUGAUUUCAAUCAAAAGACAUUGGAAGAAGAUGUCAAGGACAUCAAAAACAUUGAAAAAGUUGAAGAAUAUAUUCCGUCGGAGCCAGUUCAUCGUAUGAAGAGGAAAAUCAAAAACAGUCCAGUGCAUGAAUCUAAGGUGGCUGAAGAGCCUAGUUCCCCUGAACAGAGGGUGACGAAAAGGAAACUCAGGAGUCAGAAUAAUACAUCUGAUAAAUCGAAUACUGAUAUCUCCUCUCAUAUUUCGUCUGGUCAAUUAAGUGAAGCCGAAUAUUUCGAAGAUACACUUCUUACUACAAAAGAGGAAAGAGUUGGCUUGAAUUCAAUAGAGGCAAAAGUGAAGAAGGAGCCCGAAGUCCGGGAGUACCGGAGAACUCUUCGUUCAUCCGGAAAACUAGUUACGCUAGAUAUUACCCAAAAUGGUUCUCCAGCUGGAACAGAUGAGUGUAUCGAAAGCUCCAAUUCACCAAUUCCGAAGCCUAUAAUUAAAUCAACUAAGGAUGUCAAGUUGAAGUCAAAUCGGAAAGUAGUCUUCCGCGAAAACCAGGAAGGACAACUCCACACUAUAAUACACGAAAUAUCUCGCGAAUCAUCAUACGAGACUGUUCCAGAAGUAGAGAAAAAAGUGAAAUAUGAAACGAAACCAACAGCUUCGCUUCAAAAGGGUUCUCCAACACGAACAUCAAAUCAGCAAGAAACCGCCUUCGAUGAUACUGAUAUGUUUCAGCCACUCUAUAGAGAUGAUUUGGAUGAUGAUGAUGAUGAUGAUGAUGGUAUCAACGAUGAUCUCUCGGAUAUUCUUCUUUCAGACGACGAUCUUAUGAUUAUCGACGACGUAAUGUAA
Caenorhabditis briggsae is the source of this 1740-nucleotide messenger RNA. Gene Ontology annotation, molecular function: sequence-specific DNA binding. Gene Ontology annotation, biological process: snRNA transcription by RNA polymerase III; snRNA transcription by RNA polymerase II. The record is from RefSeq and is a predicted model, not a curated record. The coding region runs from base 1 to 1740 and encodes 579 amino acids. Lineage: Eukaryota; Metazoa; Nematoda; Chromadorea; Rhabditida; Rhabditidae. Gene Ontology annotation, cellular component: snRNA-activating protein complex. The transcript has 9 exons.